Otolemur garnettii (small-eared galago) is the source of this 975-nucleotide messenger RNA. Its product is annotated as elongator complex protein 5-like. Gene Ontology annotation, molecular function: tRNA binding. Gene Ontology annotation, biological process: tRNA wobble uridine modification. Gene Ontology annotation, cellular component: elongator holoenzyme complex; nucleus; cytosol. The record is from RefSeq and is a predicted model, not a curated record. Lineage: Eukaryota; Metazoa; Chordata; Mammalia; Primates; Galagidae.
AUGGGGCCUUCUCCUCCCCUUUCCAUUGACAACCGCCCCAACAGCUCUUCCCGCCCUUGUUGCAGUGGCUGUGCAGACCAUGGUGUGGUCCCUACAAAUGUGCUCCAGAGCUUGGGAGGAUCUCGUACACUGAGUCCCUCCAAGGAGUGGGAAGGGCGAAGUCUUUUGAAGGCUCUUAUCAAGAAAUCCGUGCUGUGUGGGGAGCAAGUCCACAUCCUGGGCUGUGAAGUGAGUGAGGAAGAGUUUCAUGAAGGUUUCAUCAACUGUCUGGUUUACCAUGACCUCUUCAGAGACCCUCUUAACUGGUCAAAAACUAAGGAGGCCCUUCCUAGGGGAUCAUGGGGAGCCUUGACAGCCAUGUGCAGAAGGACAGAUCCUGGUCCUGUCACCAUUGCUCUUGAUUCACUCAGUUGGCUUUUGCUUCACCUUCCCUGUACCACACUCUGCCAGACCCUGCAUGCCCUGAGCCAUCAGAACUCCUGCCCUGGUGACAGCUCCUCAGUGCGGCAGGUAUAUGUGCUGGGCUUGCUACAUGAAGAGCUUCAUGGCCCAGGCCCCCUGGGAGCAUUGAGCAGCCUUGCUCAGACUGAGGUGACCCUUGAGGGUACAGUGGGCCAGGCUUCAGCCCACACCUUCUGUCAGAGGCCUCAGCAGUGCCCAACUCACCAGACUAACUGGUUCUCCAUCUUUCCAGACUUCAGCCUGGAUGUCCAAGAGGGACCAUCUGUAGAAUCUCAGCCCCACCCAGAUCCUCAUACAUCCCUGAUGGACCCCAUGACUCAUUUGACCUUUAACCUUCACCAAAGGUUAAAGGAAACCAAAGAUAGCCUGACUCUGCCCUUCCAGUUCAGCUCUGAAAAACCACAGGCUCUACUGCACCCUGGGCAAGGCCAGGCUACCAGCCACAUCUUCUAUGAGCCAGAUGCCUAUGAUGACCUAGACCAAGAAGACCCAGAUGAUGACCUAGAUAUUUGA